Molecule: messenger RNA, 276 nt
Organism: Rasamsonia emersonii CBS 393.64
Lineage: Eukaryota; Fungi; Ascomycota; Eurotiomycetes; Eurotiales; Trichocomaceae
Product: Mitochondrial zinc maintenance protein 1, mitochondrial Precursor
Exons: 2
Coding region: 1-276 (91 amino acids)
Biological process (GO): mitochondrial respiratory chain complex III assembly
Source: RefSeq, a predicted model, not a curated record
AUGGCCCAAUCCUCCGUCUCCGCCCUGUCCGCCUACCGCCAGCUCCUCCGCGCCACCCGCAUCGCCUUCCAAGACGACUACCGCAUGCUCUACGCCGCCCGCGCCGAAGCCCGCCGCCGCUUCGACGAGAACCGCCGCCUGGGCGUCGACACGCCGAUGCAGAUCCAGCACGCCGUCGAGGCGGCGCAUAUCCUGCGACAUAACAUCGUCCAGGGCGUGAGGGAUGCCGAUAGUGAGGAUGGGAAGUGGAGUACGUCGGCCCCAACCCUAUUUUGA